UUCUCUCUCUCUCUCUCUUUCUCUCUCUCCCUCUCUCUCUCUCUGUCUCUCUCUCUCUGUAUCUCUCUUUCAUUAGCUGGAGUUUUAAGUCCAAGAAAACUUCCUUCUCAAAGCCCAGAACAGAGCCAGAUGUUGGACUAAGCAGGAGAUCAGCAGUGGACAGUGGAUGGUUUGAUCACUAGGGGCCAAAAUGUGGCGGCUCAUCAUGGUGGCCUGGGUGCUUCAAGGCCAUGCAGACUCCAGACUCAUCGGACCCAAGGCUGUGGACCCUGAGGCAUAUAUGAACAUUAGUGAGAUCAUCCGGCACCACGGCUACCCCUGCGAGGAAUAUGAGGUUGCCACAGAGGAUGGCUACAUACUGACAGUCAACAGAAUCCCUUGGGGCCAAGAAACUCCCAAGAACCAAGGGCCGAGGCCAGUGGUUUUACUGCAACAUGGUUUGCUUGGUGAUGCGAGUAACUGGAUCCUGAAUCUUCCUAACAACAGCCUGGGCUUCAUCCUGGCUGAUGCGGGUUAUGAUGUGUGGAUGGGGAACAGCCGAGGGAACACCUGGUCCUGCAAACACAAGACCCUCUCUGUCGACCAAGAUGAGUUUUGGGCUUUCAGUUAUGAUGAGAUGGCUAGGUUUGACCUUCCAGCAGUGAUAAACUUUAUUUUGCAGAAAACGGGCCAGGAAAAAGUAUUUUAUGUCGGCUACUCACAAGGCACCACAAUGGCCUUCAUUGCAUUUUCUACAAUGCCUGAACUGGCCCAGAGAAUCAAAAUGUAUUUUGCUUUAGCUCCAGUAGCCUCAGUUAAGCACUCAAAAAGUCCUGGGACCAAAUUCUUGCUCCUGCCAGAGAUAAUGAUCAAGGGCAUGUUUGGCAAGAAGGAAUUUCUUCACCAGCACAAGUUCCUGAAGCCCUUGUUAAUCCACCUUUGUGGCCAAAUCAUUCUGGACAAACUCUGCAGCAACUUUAUCCUGCUCCUGGGAGGAUUCAACACCAACAACCUGAACAUGAGUCGAGCCAAUGUCUACGUCGCCCAUACCCCUGCGGGAACAUCGGUACAGAACAUACUGCACUGGGGCCAGGCAAUGAAUUCUGGAGAGCUCCAAGCAUUUGACUGGGGAAGUGAAACUAAGAAUCUGGAGAAAUGCAAUCAGCCAACUCCUGUGAGGUACCAGAUUAAAGACAUGACUGUCCCCAUAGCAGUGUGGUCAGGGGGUCAAGACUGGCUUUCAGACCCAGAUGACGUGCGCAUCUUGCUCACCCAAAUGACCAACCUUGUCUACCAUAAGAACAUCCCAGAAUGGGCCCACACAGACUUCAUCUGGGGACUGGAUGCGCCACAGCGGUUGUACCAGGAGAUCAUUGAGAUGAUGAAACAGAAAGAAAUGAGCCUCUCCCUGGAAAGGUCUGGGAGGUCUGCACUGGAGAUGCUCUGAUAUGGAGAAGCCCCAGGUGCAUGGGGGGACUAGAGGAUAGAGGUCGGGAGACUAGGAAAAGAAGGGAAGGAGGACUUGGCUUUAUUCUACCUUCCUUGAUGAUUUUCUCUAUUUGAUCCAAACAACAUAAGUGCUUCUUUUCUAUCAAUAAAAUUAUUAUCAGUCUUGGGGGGAAAUAGAGGACUCCUUGACCUGUGAACUGUGGCUGUUCAGUAGCCUGAAGAAAGAAUCAAGGAAAUCCAUUAGAUUAAAGAAGGGGGGUGUUGUUUUAUUGCGUCAAUUACCCAGAUGUCUUAGGGUGAAAGUUCCUGGGGAUCCUGAGUCAGGAACAGGUUCAAAGGAUAAGGCUCUACAGUAGUCAAGUGAAGUGAUCAUUCUGGCCAGAUCCUAAUCAUCCAGAAUAUUAGAUCAAGAGAAACAAUGAACCUCUGACUGUCUCAUCAUGCAACUGUUGAGUUUCUGAGCUGAAAGGAAUCUCAGAGGGCAUCUUGUCCAACCCAUACAUGAAAAGGAAUCCCCUCUACCAUCCUCAAUCAAAUUGGCAGCCAGCUUCUUCAUAAAGGAUUCUGAUGCAAGGGGGCAUUGACAAUUUCCUGAGGAAGACUGUUCCACUCUGGAAUAGUUCUGGAGGUCAGUUAGGUUUUGUUGUAGUCUGGUCCAAACUUGCCUUUGUCACAGUCUCUACCUGCUACUCCUAAUCCAGAACCCUGGGCCCAAUAGAACAAGCUGAUCCUUCUUCCACAAUUUCCCUAUUUUAUAGAUGGAGAAACUGAGGCCCAGAGGAAAGUGAUUUGCCCAAGAUCACUCUAAGUAGCAGUGCCUUCAUACAUAUUCUCUCUUAGAACCACCUAAAGUAAAAUUAUGAAGAGAUCUGAAAAUAUUCCUCUGAGAUGUAGGAAGGCAGGAUGGCACAUUGGUGAUAGCCUUACCUAUGAGGUCAGAUGACCUGGCUUCAACUCCUACCUCCCCUGCUUGCCUGUGUGACUGUGCCAUACAGUAUUCUAAGAGCUUGAGAUACAAAUAAAGGCAAACACUUAUAAUAAUGACUAAUAACAAUUGUCCCUCCCUUCAGGAGUACCAACAGAAACAAAGGGGUCAUUCAGACAAAGAGUUUCUAGGAAAACUGGAGAAGGAGGGAACACUUUGGCUGAUAAAGAUCAGAGAAGGAUGCUGGGAGAGAGUGAUCCCUAAAAGGAACCCUGAAAGAAGGGAAGGAUUUUGAAAGGAAGUGAUGAGGAAGGAGGAGGAGACAGGAAGACAGGAUGGUCUGAGCAACUGCCCAGAGACCAGAGACAGCAGGAAGUGGUGAGGAAGAUACUGGACAGUCCACUUUGGCUGAAACCUGGAGGGCAGGAAGAGGGGAAAGUAGCAUUGGGUGAUUGGGACAUUAGGGCAGUUUGUGGACGCCCCCCAAUCCAAACUUUACCCAAAAAGCAAUUAGGAGUCCUCUGAUGUUUCAGAGUAGGAGACCAUCUUUGCCUGGAGAGGACAAUAAUGACAGCUUGCCAUACUCUCCAUUCCAGUCAGGCUGAACUACUGGCUGUUUGCUGAGAUUGGCACGCCCAUUCCCCUCUGCAUCAUCGGCUCUCUUCCCUCAGUCCUACCCCACUUCAACCCCAUGCAUGAAACGCGCCCCUUCUUCCCCUCGGCCACCCAGAAUCUCUUGUGUCCCUUGGCAGCUUCCAUAGGAAACCUCCUCUUCUUUCCCCUCAUUAUCAGUAUUCUGUCCCUCCUCCCUAAAUCGUCAUGGACAUCCUCAUUUGUCCACAUGUUGCGUGCAUCUGCACAUAAACACUUCCCCCAACUCGGAUAGAAUCAGGGACAGCUUUUCUGUCUUUUCACCCUCAGUGACUGAUAAAGAGCCUUAGGUACUGAGGGUGCUUGGAGUCAAGUCAAGGAACAUCAUUGGGAAAAUGU
This is a messenger RNA of Monodelphis domestica (gray short-tailed opossum), 3343 nucleotides long. RefSeq names its product lipase family member M (gene LIPM). Gene Ontology annotation, molecular function: hydrolase activity, acting on ester bonds. NCBI's taxonomy places the organism in Eukaryota, Metazoa, Chordata, Mammalia, Didelphimorphia, Didelphidae. The record is from RefSeq and is a predicted model, not a curated record.